Panicum virgatum (switchgrass) is the source of this 1900-nucleotide messenger RNA. RefSeq names its product (E)-beta-caryophyllene synthase-like. Gene Ontology annotation, molecular function: magnesium ion binding; terpene synthase activity. Gene Ontology annotation, biological process: diterpenoid biosynthetic process. The transcript has 7 exons. Bases 72 to 1715 code for a protein of 547 amino acids. Lineage: Eukaryota; Viridiplantae; Streptophyta; Magnoliopsida; Poales; Poaceae. The record is from RefSeq and is a predicted model, not a curated record.
CUUCUCCAGCCAAGCAGCUCCAGCCUGAUCAGAGCCUGACCGAUCUCCGGCGACACUAGCUAGCCGUGGACAUGGCGUCGCCGAUGAUCACCCUCGCCCCGCAGUCACAGUGCAACCAGUUCCGGGAGUACAGCCCCAGCCCCUGGGGUGACUUCUUCCUCAACCAUGCCACAUGCACUCCAUCACAGCUCUUGACAAUGAAGGAGAGGGCACAGGUAAAGGAGGAGAACGUGAGGAGGAUUAUACUGGAAAGCUUUGCCUCCUCCGACCUGGCUCAGAAGCUGGAGCUCGUUGACACUCUACAAAGGAUAGGGGUGGACUACCACUACAAGAAGGAGAUCAAUGACCUACUUUAUUCUAUCUACAAUGACGAGGAUGGAGGUUCUGAUGACCUCUAUGUCACCUCAUUGAGGUUCUAUUUGCUUAGGAAGCAUGGAUACACCGUCUCUGCAGACGUGUUUGAGAAGUUUAGGGACAAGCAAGGGAACAUUUCAAGUGACGAUGUCAGCUGCUUGCUAAUGUUGUAUGAUGCUGCACAUGUGAGAACUCAUGGGGAGGAGAUACUCGACGACAUGAUCACUUUCAACAAGAGCCGCCUCCAAUCUUUGACGAUGAAAAAUUUGGAGCCAGAGCUGGCAGAGGAAGUGCGAUGCACAUUGGAGACACCACGGUUCAGGCGGGUCGAGAGGGUGGAGGCAAGGCUCUACAUCUCAGUGUACGAGAAGAAGGCUGUGCAUGAUGGGACUAUACUGGAGUUUGCAAAGCUGGACUACAACAUCUUGCAGGCUAUCUACUGUGAUGAGCUGAAAGAACUUACAAUAUGGUGGAAGGAUUUACACUCAAAGACAGACCUUAGCUUCGCACGAGACAGAAUGGUGGAGAUACAUUUUUGGAUUCUCGGAACAAUUUAUGAGCCCUAUUACUCAUAUUCGCGGAUAGUGGUGACAAAGUUCACCCUGUUAGCGUCAUUGCUUGAUGACCUUUAUGACAACUAUUGUUGCACCACAGAGGAGAGUACUAUCUUCAACACAGCCAUAGAAAGGUGGGAUGAACAAACCACAGAGGAGUUCCCAGCACAUCUGAAGCCACUCCUCAUCGGCAUACUUGACACUACAAAUAAGAUUGAGGAGGAGUUAAAACUUCAGAAAAACAGGCAUGCUGAAGUUGUCAAAAAACUAGUGAUCUGCACUGCCAAAUUCUACCAUGCUGAGGUGAAUUGGCGCGAUGAACACUAUGUACCAGCUACUGUUGAUGAGCACCUCGAAAAAUCCUUGCGUAGUAGUGUCUGUAUGCAAAUAAUAAUUGGUGUGCUCAUUUCACUAAGAGAUUGUCGGGAGGAUGAUGUUAAUUGGGCAUUCACCUUUCCCAAACUUAUCAGAGGUGUUUCUGUUGUGGGGCGCGUUGGAAAUGACAUCGUGUCAGAUGAGCGGGAACAAGCUUCGGAGCAUGUGGUAUCCACGGUGCAAACUUGCAUGAAGCAAUAUGGGAUAACAGCAGAGCAAGCCAACGAAAAGCUUAGAGUCAUAAUCGAAGAAGCAUGGAUGGACAUCGUCCAGGAAUACCUCGACCAGAAGCGACCUAGGGAGUUUCUUGAGAAGUCGGUCGAUGUUGCACGAACAAUGGAUUUCUUUUACAAGCGUGAUGAUGCGUACACCUUGCCGCUCAGCAUCAAGGACACUAUAACUUUGAUGUAUGUGAAUCCGUGUGAGCUGUAGCUAUGGUAUAUAUGGUUUAUACUUUGGUACAGCUUGAUGAUCCAGCGUCAAGUAGUGUCGGCAUACUGCAUGCCAACCAGCUAAGAUAAGAUACGGUGUACAUUACAUGGCUGUCAUGAUCCUUAAACUUGUAACUUUGGGUUGUUUAAUUUUAUCUACGCUCGUGUUAGCUACUCCCAUCAUCA